CCCUGGACGCAUGGGCGCCGCAUGUUCCCGCCCUAUGACUCGGGGCUGGCGACUACGGGAGAGAGCUGAUGACGUGACCGCGACCGCUCGGGUUCCAUGGCGGCUCGGCGGCGGGGAACGAGAAGUUGCGUACCGCGAGCUUCUGUAGCGUUAAAUGAAGUGGAAAGAGUUAAUAAUGGCAAUACAGCUACAGAAGACCCUUCUGCAAAGAAAACUCGAAGAUGCCAGAGGCAGGGGGUGAAAACGCAGCCUGUUGCUGGAGAAGAGGCUGAUAAUGACAGGACAGAAGACAAGCAAGAGUCUGCGAAGACAUUGCUGUUAAAAGGCAAAGCUCCCGUGGACCCAGAGUGCACAACCAAGGUGGGAAAGGCCCAUGUAUACUGUGAAGGGAAUGAUGUUUAUGAUGUCAUGCUAAAUCAGACCAAUCUUCAGUUCAACAACAACAAGUACUAUCUUAUCCAGCUGUUAGAAGAUGAUGCCCACAAGAACUUCAGUGUGUGGAUGAGAUGGGGCCGAGUUGGGAAAAUGGGGCAGCACAGCUUGGUGACUUGUUCAGGGGACCUCAACAAGGCCAAGGAAAUCUUUCAGAAGAAAUUCCAUGACAAAACAAAAAACAAUUGGGAGGACCAUGAGAAGUUUGAGAAGGUGCCUGGAAAAUACGAUUUACUACAAAUGGACUAUUCCACCAAUACUCAGCAUGAAGAGGAAACCAAAAAAGAGGAAUCUUUUAAAUCCGCCUUGAAACUAGAGUCACAGCUAGAUCUUCGUGUACAGGAGCUAAUAAAAUUGAUCUGUAAUGUCCAAGCAAUGGAAGAGAUGAUGGUAGAAAUGAAAUAUGAUACCAAGAAAGCCCCACUUGGGAAGCUGACCGUGGCACAAAUCAAGGCAGGUUACCAGUCUCUUAAGAAAAUUGAGGAUUGUAUUCGAGAUGGCCAGCAUGGACGAGCUCUCACAGAAGCAUGCAAUGAAUUCUACACCAGGAUCCCACAUGACUUUGGACUCCAUACUCCUCCAUUAAUCCGGACAGAGAAAGAACUGUCAGACAAAGUACAACUACUAGAGGCUUUGGGAGACAUUGAAAUUGCCAUUAAGCUGGUAAAGACAGAGCUGCAAAGUCUAGAACACCCAUUGGACCAACAUUAUAGAAAAUUACAUUGUGCCCUGCACCCUCUAGACCAUGAAAGCUAUGAGUUCAAAGUAAUUUCCCAGUACUUACAGUCUACUCAUGCUCCCACACACAGUGACUAUACUAUGACCUUGCUUGAUGUCUUUGAAGUAGAGAAGGAGGGUGAAAAAGAAGCCUUCAGAGAUGACCUUCAUAACAGGAUGCUGUUAUGGCAUGGUUCCAGGCUGAGUAACUGGGUGGGAAUCCUGAGCCAUGGGCUUCGAGUUGCUCCACCUGAAGCACCCAUCACAGGCUACAUGUUUGGAAAAGGAAUCUACUUUGCCGACAUGUCUUCCAAGAGUGCCAAUUACUGCUUUGCUUCUCGCCUAAAGGAUACUGGAUUGUUGCUUUUAUCAGAGGUAGCUCUGGGUCAGAGUAAUGAGCUACUAGAGGCCAAUCCUGUGGCAGAAGCAUUACUUCAAGGCAAGCACAGCACCAAGGGGCUGGGCAGGAUGGCUCCCAGUCCUGCCUCCUUUAUCACUCUGAAUGGGAGUACAGUGCCCUUAGGACCAGCAAAUGACACGGGAAUUCUAAAUCCAGAGGGUUAUACUCUCAACUACAAUGAAUUUGUUGUCUAUAGCCCCAACCAGGUCCGUAUGCGAUACCUUCUAAAGAUUCGAUUUAAUUUCCUGCAGCUGUGGUGAAGUUGAUAUUGAAUAAGCCAGAGAAGAUACACUCUUCAAGCAAGAAUAUAUACAAUUUAUAACAUUUUGAGUUUUCUGAUAUUUUAUGUAAUAAAAAUAGUACAAAUCUCA
This is a messenger RNA of Manis pentadactyla (Chinese pangolin), 1920 nucleotides long. It is a transcript of the gene PARP2, whose product is annotated as poly(ADP-ribose) polymerase 2. The transcript has 16 exons. NCBI's taxonomy places the organism in Eukaryota, Metazoa, Chordata, Mammalia, Pholidota, Manidae. The record is from RefSeq and is a predicted model, not a curated record. Gene Ontology annotation, molecular function: NAD+ poly-ADP-ribosyltransferase activity. Bases 97 to 1809 code for a protein of 570 amino acids.